AAAAUAUUAAAGAAUGGAAGAACAGAGACGAAGUGAUAAUUUGGAAUAUCGUAAAGAGCAAAAUCAUGCAUAUGCGCGACGUAUGAUUACAGCAAUUGCAAUUGUGCUAACUGUUCUAGCUAUUGUCUUGGUUACAGUAUCAUUGUUACUUGGUUCAAGGAUCGAUCAAAUAGUAAAGGAAACAUUUGAUACAAGCAUGAAAAUUUCUGGCAGUGAAUUAUUUAUUGGAUCGAAAACAAAUGUCACCAAUUUUGAAGAAUCAAGAACGAUGGAAGAAACAUAA
Molecule: messenger RNA, 283 nt
Organism: Loa loa (African eye worm)
Lineage: Eukaryota; Metazoa; Nematoda; Chromadorea; Rhabditida; Onchocercidae
Exons: 2
Coding region: 14-283 (89 amino acids)
Source: RefSeq, a predicted model, not a curated record